Messenger RNA from Thrips palmi, 5997 nucleotides. RefSeq names its product ets DNA-binding protein pokkuri (gene aop). The coding region runs from base 582 to 2630 and encodes 682 amino acids. The transcript has 9 exons. Gene Ontology annotation, biological process: cell differentiation; regulation of transcription by RNA polymerase II. The record is from RefSeq and is a predicted model, not a curated record. Gene Ontology annotation, molecular function: DNA-binding transcription factor activity, RNA polymerase II-specific; sequence-specific DNA binding. NCBI's taxonomy places the organism in Eukaryota, Metazoa, Arthropoda, Insecta, Thysanoptera, Thripidae. Gene Ontology annotation, cellular component: nucleus.
CCGGCUGCGAGCGGGUCGGUGCGUCGCUGUCGCUCCGCGUCCCGUCCGUGGCGUCGUCCGUCGUCCGAGCAAGUCGCGGCGUGGCGCAGGCGCAGCUACUGCAGCGGUGCAGCCAGUGGCUCUCGGCGAGUGCAGAGCGGUGCAGUGACAAGUGCAGUGACAUGUGAACCAGCGCCACCCCUGGCAAGGAUUUGCAAGGAUUACCGUGACUGCAGUGCGUGUGUGACAUGGUGUGACGCCCCUAUCAGUGCAAUACGUCAAGAAUUGUGGUGGCUGCGGCUCAGGCAGCCCAGGUGUGCAGGAGCAAGUGCUAAUAUUGAAAGUGGAAAUCGUUGUGUGGAGUGCGCCUUGUGGAAUAACUGUGUGUGCUUCAAGACCGUGUGCGUGAGCACACGCGUCGAACUAUUGGAUUUAACUCUGUCCCCACUGAUAAGGUAUGACCGGAAGUGCCGGGCCGGGCGCGUCGUCGCGACGGACCUAGAGGCCGCCGGGAGGCCGCCGAGCCCCUUGGGGCUCUUGGGGCGUACGCACGUCCGUGUGGUGAAAAAUGGCUGUAGAGUAGCGCCCGCGACGCAGUCCGCAUGAAACGGGAAAAGUCCGCCCCCCCGGCCAUGAAGCUGCUGCCCAUCUCGCUGCCCCCGUCGGGGGUGAGCGCCAUGGAGCGGCUGCCGCUGUCGCUCCCCUUCGGCGCCAGCGACUUGCUGUGGCGGUAUCCGGGGCUCAACUUCAACGUGCAGCAGGGCGCCAACACCCCCCAGCCCGCUGCCGCACCCAUGUUCGACUUCAAGAACCACCUCCCCGCGGCACUCGCCACCGAUCCGCGUAUCUGGAGUCGAGAGGACGUGUGCACGUUCCUGCGUUGGUGUGAGCGUGAGUUCGACCUGCCCAACUUCGACAUGGACAUGUUCCAGAUGAACGGCAAAGCGCUGUGUCUCCUCACCAAGACGGACCUCGGCGAGCGCUGCCCCGGCGCCGGCGACGUGCUCCACAACGUGCUGCAGAUGCUGGUCCGCGACGCCCAGUUCCUGACCCGGUGCCUGCCCAGCUCCCCCGUGACCCCCACGUCGCGCCACUUCCCACCGGCGCACGCGGCGCACGGCGUGCACUCGCCGCACCACGUGCCGCACCCCCUGUCCCCCGCGCACACCCACCCGCCGCCCACGCCAAACUGGAGCCUUCUGGUCCGGCCGGGAGGUGAGUUGGCACCGCAUGCAGACCGCGAGCGCCUCGGCGAGCGCGGGGGUGGAGGAGGAGGUGGUGGAGGGGGCGGCCACCCUCACCCUGGGCUGGCCCACCUCAUGGGCAGCAUGGCCAGCCUGGGCCACGCCGGCCUGGGCAGCCUGGGCAACCUGGGCAACCUGGGCCACGGCAACUCGGUCACCCUCAGCCCUGCGCCCUCGCUGGACAGCCAGUCGGGGUCACCGCAGCACCCGCUGGAGCACGGCUCGGUCGCGUCGUCCUUCCCGCUGCUCACUGGUUUUGGUGGCUCCAACGGCAGCUCCGGCAGCACGCAGUCCCAGUCCGACUCCGAGGAAGACAGCUACCCGGACGGGGCCAAUGGCACCAACGCCCGCGAGCAGAACGGCAACGGCUCGACGGGGUCGACGGGGUCGACGGGGAGCGGCUCCAGCCCGCCUAGCACGCCGUCGUACUUGGUGACGGGUGCGCCUUCGCACGCACCACACACGCCACACACGCCCGCCUCGCCGCGCUCACCCGCCGUCAAGGAGCCAGCCACCCCCACCAGCCAGACCGCCUCGAGCGGCUCGCUGUCCCUGCCCACCACCCCGGGGACGCCCAGCUUCAGGCCCUCCUCGGGCGCCAGGGAGUUCUUCCCGGACACGCCCGAGCCGAACACAAAUGGCCGUCUUCUGUGGGACUUCCUGCAGCAGCUCUUGAACGACGCCAGCCAGCGGUACACCAGCUACAUUGCUUGGAAAAACCGCGACACGGGUGUCUUCAAAAUUGUAGACCCUGCAGGUCUUGCCAAGCUGUGGGGUAUCCAGAAGAACCACCUGUCCAUGAACUACGACAAAAUGUCCAGAGCUCUGCGGUAUUACUACAGAGUCAACAUUCUACGCAAAGUCCAAGGAGAGCGACACUGCUACCAAUUUCUGCGUAAUCCAACAGAACUUAAAAACAUAAAAAAUAUUUCACUCCUACGCCAGCAAAUGAGCCCUACACGCCCAGCCCCUCCAGCAGCUUACAACGGCAAUAGUACAAAUGCUACUAGCAAUAGCAACACACAUCAGGCUACAUCGCCGCCGUCUCCAGUUCCAAUGAUGAUCAAAGUGGAACCUGAUUUGGACAUUGACGACACUCUUGAGGAUGCUGAGGAUAUGCCUACAGACCUCAGUAUGAUGUCCUCACAAAGCCAACGCAGACAGCAAGACCAGCAAGCAGCUGCGACUGACUUGAGCAGUCACUCUAGUGACAGGGGCCAUUUCAUCGCCCCUGAAGUGAGCAUCACCAGCAAAUAUGUUAGAGAAAUGGACUCGCCCUCAGAGAGCCAGAAUUCAGCAUAUCCGCUAUCUUUCGGCAGUCGGCCCAAUGAAACAGCUGAUAAUGUGCCAUUCCCUUUAACACUGCCACGCAGAAGUGAACCAGCGGACAGUGAGGAAAGUAAAUAGAAAUUGUGUCACCAAUGCUGACUAAUUUCAUUUUGAGUAACCUCAUUUAACAAACAUUUUUAUGUGUCAAGUGCUGUGGGAUCUUUGAGAUAAACAAACGGCAAUGUUCACAGAGGGCAUGACUUCAUAUUGCGCUAUAAAUGAAGUUACUGUAGACUUGCUAGCAAAUGCUGUUGAACUGUGAUUAAAUAAUGAUUUAUGUUAGGUCUGUAGGGUGUGUCUGUGCUCAACGUAAAGGUAUAGAACAGUAUCCUCUUGAAAAGAAUGUUUCUUUGGGUACAAGAAUGAGCUGUAUGUGACGGAUCUUGUGUAGCUGUGUGCUUUUUUCUCCCUCCUAAUCUUAAACAAAACCUGGUUUCUAUUGUCAUUUGCAUUUCCACUAGUAAUAGUUCGUGGUACCUUAUAUUCAGGCAUUUUAUCUCUAGACAUGAGUUGUUUUACGGCACUUACCACUUUUUCUCUCCUUUUUUACAAUUAUUCUGAUAUGAAUUCAAUAAGAAUUGUUGCUUGGGUUAUUGCAGAGUUGCAGUUAAGUUGUUAUAUUAAAUAAACCAUUACCUGUGGAAAAGUAAUGUGACACAGUGAGUGAUUGAAUGGAAUGAAAGUAGGCGGCCUCAGACCGCAUAUUCUUUUCUGUUUUGUCUAGAAACUCUUAGGGAUAGCCAUUCUUAAUAGUUUUUAUGUGCAUUUUCCUGUUAAAUUUUGUGAUUAAUUGAUGUUACUUGAAUGCUUGUUUUACCUCCUCUUAUGUGUUGAGAUUUUAUGCAAACGAUUUUGUACCUUGAAGCAAGACAUCUUGUAUAUUGUUUCAAUUUUAUGGAUAUAAAUGUAGACAGAGGAAAGAAUUCAUUGUUUAUCUUUAUAUUAUUUAGUACAAAAUAUUAACUUGUAAUCAGUCUUUUCCUUUUCUCAAAAUGUUAAAAUAAGACAAGAAUCAAUUUAAUCCAAUUUGUAUAUGUAUCAGUUUGUGAUAAAGAUGAAUUCAUUUUAACAUGACCGGAUAUUUAUCUGUAAGUGAUGUUAUGUUGCUAAGAAACUUAAACUGUUCAUUUAUGUGAUCAUUAAUAUGUGUUCUGAUGCUGUGGGAGAACUAUUGUGCCAAUUAUUAUUUUUAAGAGGAUUCAAAGGAAAGGAGAUAUAGUACAAUAUUUCUAUGAGUGUAACUAUCUCGAUCAAAAUCGGAGCUUUCGGGAAGAUAGUAAUCCUCACCAGCACAUUCAUCUGUGAUAAUGCUCCUAUGGUGUAUUAGUACUGUUUUGUGGACUGGUGUUCAUUUCUUUGCUCUUCUUGGCUUCUUGUGUUCUUUUCCAAAUUAAUAUCCGAUUAUUUAUCUUGCAAUACCAAUUGUUGGUUCAUUAAGGAAGUAAAGUAUGUAUUCUACAGCACCCUAAUUCUGUACAACGCUGAUUGUAUUCACUAAAUUUUUAACUUCACAUCAAUAAUAUGCUAGUUGUUAUUCAUAUUUGAUACAUAAAACAAAAAAACGACACAAAAAAAGUUAUCAAUAAGUAUUGGCCUUUUUUAAAAAAAAGAAUUAUUACUUUAUUUCUGUCCAAAUUAAUUGACCCGUCGAUACUCCUCUCACGAGAGACUAUCGGUGCUGCUGCUAGUACUACCACUGCUACCCCCUUUUUUCCUCCUCUCCCAAAUUUUGAUAUUACUGUCUUGUUCUUUUCAAAAUAAGUUGUUCCAAAUUUGCAUGCUCCAUUAGAUUUUAUCUAUCUGAACUGUGAAGAAAGGAUAUUAAUUCCAGAUUAGACCACAGGCAGGAAAACAGGAGGGAAGUGUUCUAUUUAGGCUACAACUUAGAUUUUUCUGUCGUGGCACCUCAUAAAUUAACAAAAAAUUAAAAAAAAAAAAACCAACUUUGCUGGUUGAUUAUAAAUUAUUGUAUGUAGUUUUAUAUGUGCCUUUGAAUGUGAUAAAUUGACUUAUGCUCUUAUGAGGUUGCAUGAUUUUGCAAGCUUAGGGACUAACAUGCAUGAUAUGGUGAGGUUUGCCUCUAUGGCUGGACUAGAAUUCUGCAACCUCUCCUAGGUUUGGAAUGUCUUAAGAAAGAAAGGUCAUAUGAGUGAAGCAGUCACAUCUAUUAACAACAUCUCAGUGCACUUUAUUCAUCAAGAAUGCUGGAGUUCUAAAGUAGUUUACAAUCUAGCGGGUGAUUAAAAUUAUUAGCCAAUAUGCUGCUAAUCUCUCCCUCCAAUUUUUCUGCCGGUGAAAUAGGUUCUGUAGUUGAGCUCUGUCAAGGGUGAAUUUUCUGUGUGAAUGUAUAUAAUAUUCUGUACACUUCUUUUAUCUGUAACAGACUAUCUUUCAUAGGAACCAAGUAAAGUAAAAGUGUACAUAUUUUAAUUCUUAGGUAUUAUGAUAAACCUUAUGAAAGUUUUCAGUGCAAUGCAUUGAAACAGCCUUUCAAUUUUGUUCCGUUAUGUCUUUAACGCAACAUUAUUUUUCCUUUAUCUUGGUUGGUGUUAGGACAAGUUAUUGUGUUAUUAUGUACAUAAAGAACUAGUAAAUUCUAUUUGUGUUUUUCAGCAAAUAAUUUUUUUUUGCCAUAUCUUAGACAUGACAACAAUGCCUCUGUUGCAUAAAAAUUCUAUAUAUUUAGAGAUAUAGCAGCUCCUCAGUUUGUUCAAAGGAAUAAUUCCAUUACUAAAAUGUGUAUACUGUGUUUUGGUAUUGUUCGUAAAUAUUAUUUUGAUUAUAACGAUCUCAUUUGCUGCUGUACAAUCUAUAAAAGUGUUUUUUGUUGCUUUGUACAAACCAGAUUGAAAUUUUAUAUCAGUAAUGCCUCUGUACAGUGAAAAGAUAUUUGUAUUUUGUACAUAAAAUAUUACAUAGAUUCAGCAGCUUGGUCAAAUAAAAUACUUAUAAAGUGGUACAGAUGAAAUUUUGGAGUCAUAAGUUGUCACUUUCCUGGCUGGAGACCUUCAUAAUUUGAUAGCCUCGCCGCACCAGAACUCAGCCAUUGGGCACCUAUCUGUCUCUUAGAUCCAUAGCAACGUUCCAUAUUAGUUUUAGGCAAAUCUGAGGUGGUCUGCGGCGCAAGUUGGAGUGUGUUGUGCUGCAGUACUCCCUAAUAAUUCCUGACACAAUUUUAAGGACCAUUUCGGCCCUAAACAGUCUUUUCUCUAGUGAAAAACUGAAAUCAUUUGAGAAUGCACGCAACACAUCGCCCAGCCACAGCCUUUUCACUGGUGUCACAAGCCUCACAGGAAAAGUCAUUUUUGGUCACCCUUGUUUAACUGCCCCUGGAAGGUAGGCCACCCUUUUGACUCUUCAUGGACCUACACCGCCUGUGAAGUAGGCAACUGAUCCGUCCCGCAUCACAUCAGUGUCGGACGGACGGAUAGUUACCGGGCCCGAA